Phytomonas sp. EM1 is the source of this 1881-nucleotide messenger RNA. The record is from the annotation of a GenBank genome assembly. NCBI's taxonomy places the organism in Eukaryota, Euglenozoa, Kinetoplastea, Trypanosomatida, Trypanosomatidae.
AUGACUAAGCAGAAUUCUUCGGUGACAUCACAGGAAUUCAAUAAAACAGCCUACUUGAUAAAGAACAAAUCCCGUGUGACUUUACCUGGAGUCACUCCAGGUAUGGUUCUCCAGGCUUCCUUGAGUUCUUAUCAUAGCAUUGUCAACGAGGCACGACUACCGGACGCACGUUAUUGCAGUGUUCUUAAUUUUAAACCACAGGAUCGACGGCUUCGCCUACGUUCUUCUCCCUUUCAACCGCUGCCAUGCAUGUCGGCUGCCCGACGGAGCUGCGAACACUGCCCCUGGAUGGUGUCUAGCGCAUUCAAUUCUGCAGAGCUCAAAUCGGAAGCGCUGCGACGUGUGCUUCACACCGUAGCCGAGGCAGCCUCUUCGAGUCGUCAGCAUCAAACCACCCGCACUGCCUACAAUGCGCCGAUGGUUCACUUCUUAGAACCUCUUUCAGUUCCGGUAAAGCCGCACUCUCUGCAGGAGUUGGAGCUUGUUUAUUCUCCGUCUAAUGACGGGGGGGGGGGGGCACUGGUAGAAGAAAAGGAGAAUCGGGGUUUUAGUUUUGUGGCCACAACCUGCGAGGGCUACUCUACUGUGCGAGGUUGCUUUCUGCUUACGCUAGAGGAGAAGCGGCUGAUUUUUUCUCUCAACCGUUGGGCCGCGCAGCUACCUGCGGUCAUGCGUGGCUCUCUUAAAAUGGCUUAUGUCGCGCAGCUCAGCUCAGAGACGAGCGUGCGCGGCGAUCCUGGCGUGGGGCUACAGGAGCUCCGGUGGCAGUCAACCCUAUCAUUGGUGGUCCUUUUGAAUCGCGACGUGCACAAUUGGGGCCCGCAGAGCCCCUUAUGCGGUCCCAACCACCCGCCUGAUCUACUCUCACAUGAGGAGCAGGCGCUCGUGGAUGCCGUGCUCGCGGCCGCGCCACUUCAGAAGGAUAUUCACGUGCUCGUGUGCCUCGACGAGAACGAGCUAGAGGUUUUGUACCCCGUCGUCAAUCGAGGGGUGCGGUGGGAGGACAUUGCCAACUGUGCGCAGGGUAGCCCACCGGGGAUUCCUGUACGACCCGCGCUAAGAUGCAUCUGUGGUUCUAUGGAGGCACCCGUUCAUGUGCCGUUCCCUGGGCUUCAUAAUCACUUGUGCUACAAUCUGCACCGCCGGUAUCUCCACCGGUCAAUGCCAAAAGACGAAUCCGCCAAGGAUCUCCUGUGUGCCGCGCGCCCAGUGUUCUGGAGACAUUCUGAGGCUUUGAGCACCGCCUGUUCCGCGGUGGCCACAUUGCUUCUGGGCUCUGACACAGUAUCCGCAUCUCCGUUUAUUGUGGGGCUGUUUCCAAGGGAGAUACCCCAAACAGCAGACGCGUCAGCGGCUUCUUCCGGUGCCGGCAAACACAAGCCUGCGUCACUCGCAGACUCACGGGCGGCCACAAUGCUUUUUACUGCUGCUUUGAGUGCGACUAUCCGCGAAUUCACAACUAGGUUUGACCAAAAAGAUUGCGUUGGUGUUUUGAAUUUGGGUGAAAUUUUGAAAGAUCAAGGAGAGGGGGCAACGAAACUAUUCCAUGCGGCUUCGUUUUUCAUGAUGGCAACGGUAGCUGAUGCUCAUGCGGAUAGUCGAGAGGUUUGCGAAUUGAUACAUGCAUGGCAAGAUCAGCUGCUUCGAGUGAACAUAUACCCAACACAAAUUGCCCGACUUAUGCUGCUUCAGUGCUCUACCAAUAUGAAAUUGGAGGCUCUAAAGGUUGUGGUGGAGAAAAUACUGGAGGACUUCGGUGGCCAUGGGAACAAGACAGCAAUGCGCCUUCAUGUUGAUCGUCUUCAGGCUGGGGUAAUAGAUGUAGAUAUUUUGUCCGCAUCUUUUGUCGGUUACACCUUGAUCGAGUUAUCUUGGAGGUAG